ACUUUUAAUAUUCUCUCGAGUGGUUACGAUUUCUUUCUUCAUUGUCGAAUCGAAACUUGUAGGAAAGAGAGAGAUAGAGAAGUGAGAGAGGGGGGAAACCCUAGAUUCGAUUUGGUUCGCUUCUCGAAUCGAAGGCGAUGGUGUUCUACUUCAAGGCACGACCAGAUGCUGGGGACUACACCAUCUUCAUGGGGCUCGAUAAGUUCGAGAACGAGGAGCUCAUCAAGUACGGCUUCCCCGAAGACGUCUGGUUUCACGUUGAUAAAAUGUCCUCAGCUCACGUCUACCUGAGGCUGCAUAAAGGCCAAGGCUUUGAUGACAUUAGUGAAGGUGUGCUGGAGGAUUGUGCUCAGCUUGUCAAAGCUAACUCCAUUCAAGGCAAUAAGGUGAACAACGUCGAUGUUGUGUACACUCCGUGGUCCAACUUGAAGAAGACUGCCUCUAUGGAUGUUGGUCAAGUUGGCUUCCACAAUUCAAAGAUGGUCCGGACUAUCAGAGUGGAGAAGCGAGUCAAUGAAAUAAUUAACAGAUUGAACAAAACAAAAGUUGAGAGAACCCCUGAUCUGAGAGCCGAGAGAGAAGCAGUGAAUGCUGCAGAAAGAGCUGAGAGGAAACAACACCUGAGGGAGAAGAAGAAACGUGAAGAUAUUGAGAGGCUUGAGAAGGAGAGGCAAGCAGAUAUGAGGAGUUACAAGGGGUUAAUGGUAACUGAUAAAAUGACAUCCAACAAAGACAUUGCUUCAAGCAACAAGUCUAUUCAAGAACUCGAAGAUGAUUUCAUGUAAGAAAUGCGGGCAAAAACAAACCCCAAGUUGGUAAACAUUCUGGUGGUGCUGUCCUUCAAAGAAGGUUUAUCAUGUUGUUUCUACUAGCCUUGGAUAUAAUGAUGAUUGAUUUCAUCUUUUGUUUCAAAGUCUUUGAUGAACCUAAACCCCUAGUUUUGUUCUUAGACUAUGAAACAGAGCAUUAUAUGAUAUAUGUGAUGUAUAACACAGGCGAGCCAGUGAUCUGGUGCGAUCAUGGGGGGUUUACUCUAUCUUUACUGUGUUUAUCUAAAAUAAUUUUACCACCGCUAA
Messenger RNA from Raphanus sativus (radish), 1076 nucleotides. RefSeq lists its product as uncharacterized. The record is from RefSeq and is a predicted model, not a curated record. The coding region runs from base 138 to 785 and encodes 215 amino acids. Lineage: Eukaryota; Viridiplantae; Streptophyta; Magnoliopsida; Brassicales; Brassicaceae. The transcript has 6 exons.